AUGCAGUCCUUGCGGAUUGCAUCCUUCCCUUCUCUGCCUCUUCUUUUGCUCCUGGUCGGACUGGUGAUCGUCGAGGGUUUCCCCUAUCCCCGACCGUAUCCACAAACGACACAACUUCGCCGGCUUCCGCGAAGGAACGACUUCGUGGCGUACAACCUGCACCGCAUCAUUCGUCCCCGCGAUGUGAACGAUCUGGGCGUCGAUCAGGCGCGGAAGGCAAUGCACGACGUGCACGAAACGAUCGCUGAGGUGCAGCGGCUGCUGGCGUUGGAUCCAUCGCUUCCCCGUUUGACGAGGGGUGAAAUCGAGGAACUGUUUGAGAAUGUCACGAAGGAAGAGUUCACCAAGUCGCUCCGAGCUGGCGAUCACGGCCGGGCGCAACACAUGCGUGCCCUGAUGCUCGUGCUGCCGUACCACGCGAACAGCAUGUCGCCGGAGAAGCUGCAGCAGAUCUACACCCGGCCUCCGGUGACGCGGAUCGUUGAUGGAGCCACCUCCCAGCAGCUACGACCGACUGGAGGACCACUUCCACCGGCGCGUCUUAUCGCAACCACGUCGACACCGCAACCUCCACCACCGGAACUAACCACCAGGGCACGCUCAACGACUCCCUCCUACCCGGUAACGACCAUCCGCUUUACCACACCCCGUCCGACGACCUUCCAUCCGACGCUUCCGGAACGGAUGGGACUCCGGCAGGAGGAAGUGAACGACCUCCUGGCGUCAAUCGGUCUUUCGCAGAGCUCCGAGGAAGCUUCUCUGCCAAACUUCCGCCCAAUGCCCACCACCGCCGAACCGCUGAGUACGGAGUCGGCCACAACCACGACCACAACGCCAUUCCCAGUGGAGAGUUCAAGCGCCAAGGCUGGAAUAAAUGUGGACGAUCCGAAGGUAGCGCAGGAGCUGAAGGACCUGUUACGCUCGUUCGGGCUACUGAAGGACGACUCGGACAACUCGAUCGGACUCGCGCCACUACCCGGCGUGGAAAACCUGGCCGACAUUCAACCGGCUGCACUCGUCCUGCACGAACCGCUCAGGGUGGAAGAGUCGACUCCGACGAUCGAGGAACCGACGACCCCGAAGGCGUCCACUGGGUUGACUCAAGCGAAAGUGAAACCGGACGAUUACGUCGCCUUUAAGCCACUCCCGAGCGGCACCGGUGGGAGCGAUAAGCCGAUCGACGAGGAGUUGGACGUGCUGCUGAAGUCGUUCGGUUUGCUCGGAGCGGGACCACGCAACAAGAAGUCGAUGCACCCGGCGGAGGGUGUGACCGUGCGGGAAAAGGCGUCCUCCACAGUGAUGAAAUCGAUGCCGGCCAUCAACCCGGACCUCGUGGCGCCCCAGUUAAUGCCUGUACUUGGUACGCUCGGCAUUCAGAUGCAGUCCGCUGGUGGCGGUGAGGACCGAACAUUCCCGGCGCCCGUGUUCCGUAGGAGGGAAAAGACGGGUCGCAAACUGGACCCCCCGACGGCGCACGAUGAGGAUCAGGCGGCGCGACUACGCGUCAGCAACGAAGACUACCGGAAGCUGGAGCAACUGUGGCAAACGGUGAAGCAGCUGGAGAAGCUCAACGAGAACCUUACCGAGGAUUCGCUCGACGCACUGAAUCCGCAGCACUACAACCUGAGCCCAUCGUUGCUGGCACAGCAAGGGCCAGACCCGCUCGUCGAUGGUGGUGACACGCGUGAUCGCCUGAACGAGAUCAAGAAACGACAGCAACCGGCAUCGACAGCGGCGGACUCGAACGGAACCGGCGACAGUCCGACACGCUUUAGCUUGGAGCUGAUCACGGCGAACGGUACCGCUUCCGAGGUGAGCUCGCCGGUCGUGAUCGAAGAUGCAAAGGACGACCAACAGGUACCAACGACCACCGACUCGGAGGAUACGACAUCGACGACGGAAGCAUCAACGACACAAUCGACGACCACCACGACGACAACGACGGAAAGUAGUGGCCGAAAUGCGGCCCUGCUCCAUGACUCCUUCCCUUCGCACGAUCUGGCCGGCGAUCCGGUUGACGAGGAACCGCUGCCACCACCGCGCCGAACCGGGUUCUACUUCCUGUACGACUGGAACACCUUCCUCGAGGUCGGUGAAGAGCCGAACAAGGUCGUCAUACGGUACAAUCCGCAGGCCGGCGAUCCGAGCCGCUUCCUACCGGUCAAUGUGCCGUAA
Anopheles coustani is the source of this 2175-nucleotide messenger RNA. RefSeq lists its product as uncharacterized. The transcript is spliced from 2 exons. The record is from RefSeq and is a predicted model, not a curated record. The coding region runs from base 1 to 2175 and encodes 724 amino acids. Lineage: Eukaryota; Metazoa; Arthropoda; Insecta; Diptera; Culicidae.